AUGGCAACAACAAUACCAAUACGCAUCUCACCAACUACCUUAAAACUCUUCCCUUCAACCAACACUCUAUUUUCCAUUCACACCAACAAAUUCAUCACCACCACCAACAACAGAACCAAGUUAUUACUCCUAUGUUUAAGUUCAAAAAACGGAACAGAGUGUCCUGUUCCACUAGAACAACAGCCCAUAAACGAGUACCAGUCCUUGUCAACCUCGUUUCCCUUUUCAUGGGCUGCCGGUGACGUCGUUGAAUACGGCUCCCGCCUCUUCGUUGUCGGGUUCUCCUUUGCUCUCUUUGUUGGCCUCCCUGUAGCUUGGUUCGGAACCGUUGGCGCCCAAUCCGAACCUGCCAAGAGGAUCGUGUGUGCUGCUUCGAGUGGGGUUUUGGCGGUUACGUUUGCGGUUGUUAGAAUGUAUCUGGGUUGGGCUUAUGUCGGUAAUCGCUUGCUCAGUGCCACCGUUGAAUAUGAGGAGACAGGGUGGUAUGAUGGUCAGAUAUGGGUGAAGACUGCUGAAGUCUUGACACGUGAUAGACUCUUGGGAUCAUUUUCUGUUAAGCCUGUACUUAGCAGAUUGAAAAUUACUCUAGUCGGUCUGGCAGCAUGCUUGGUGACAUGUGCUCUUAUCUUUGAGAACAUUGAUGAAAGUUAUCUAACAUCAAGAGAAACUGGAGUUCGAGCAAUACCUGGAGCUUACAACGAUGAAUCUGCAAGAUCAUUUGAACCAGAUGCAUUUUGUGGUGAGCCUGAUCUUCAAGAAUAG
Vicia faba (fava bean) is the source of this 762-nucleotide messenger RNA. The record is from the annotation of a GenBank genome assembly. Lineage: Eukaryota; Viridiplantae; Streptophyta; Magnoliopsida; Fabales; Fabaceae.